AGUGCAAUCACGAGAGAGCACACUUACCGUAUGGCUGGUUGAAGAAGUGGCUUGUUUUUAUCUCUUGACAAACCACAUGUCACAGACAAGUCACUGAAGAAGAAAAAGACAAAAGUAACAGAUUUCAGGAAAUUGAUUUUUUUCAGUCAAACAACCCUUCAACUGAUUUAAACAGACAUGUCGAAGAAUCUAUUCAAUACAGGUUAUAUCCACUAUGGUGAACCAGGGUCUGGCCAUUAUGGCUCAACACUUUCCAAGCAAACUGAAGAAUUAACAAAGCCUGUGAGGGACAAGGUACAAGCUUUGGUGGAAGAUAUUCCUUUCAACGAGCCUGUUUUCAACAUCGGUGACUACGGCGCAGCAGAUGGGUCAUCUUCGAUGCCGUUCCUGAGGAAUAUACUGACGACUCUGAAAGAACGACACGGUCCCCAGUGUCAGUUCAAUGUCAUCUACGAAGAUCGAGCCUUAAACGACUUCAACUCUUUGUUCAAAUGUAUCUCUGGAUUAAUUCCUGGCCAUAAAUCGUACCUUCUUGACAUGGACAAUGUCUUUGCUCUGGCAUCUGGUGUAGACUUCUAUAAGCAGUGUGUACCAUCCAGCUCCAUGCAUUUCAUCAUGUGUAUGGCCGCUGCUCACUGGUUGUCGAAAACACCGACUCUCUUCAAGGAAUCAAUUUAUUUUAACCAAUACAGUAGCGCAGAAGAAAAGAAAGCCCUACAGGAACAGGCUCGUUCAGACUGGGAGACGUUUCUCCUGAUGAGGAGUAAAGAACUCAAGAAAGGAGGAGUUCUACUUGUCUCCGUGUCCUGCGAAUACUUUGAGGAAUCGAGAUUUUGUUUGCAAAACAUUAUUUCUGUUUUGACAGAAGAGUGGAAGAGAUUACGCAAUUCGGGUACAAUCACGAACGAGGAAUUCAUCAACACAAACGUGCCGUUUUGCCACUACAACAUCAGAGAUCUCAAAGCGCCGUUGGAAAAUCCAGCAUCUCCCGUUUGGAUAUCGGGUCUGCGUCUUGUUUCAGCCGACGUCGUCAAAGUCGAAGACGUGUACUACUCCGCCUGGAAGACAAAGAAGGACCAGGAGGGCAUCGAUGACAGGGAAGGAUUUGCCAGGGCGUAUGUGGCCGCCCACAGGAACUGGAGCAACUUUACAUUCAUCGCCGGGCUUUCCAACUCAAGGGCACAAGAUGAGAAAGAAGAGAUUGUUGACUGUUUUUUUGACACAGUGCAGAACCGGAUAGCAAUCAUGAAUCCAUACACCUUCAAAGAUGAUAUUUUUAUGAACUACCUUAUUAUUUCGAAAGAAUACUAGUUAUUUCCUGGGUUGGCAAUUAGAUAAUCUUGGGAGGAUGUUGAGGGUUGAGGAUUGGGUGAGGUGGGGUGGGGUGGAGUUUGGUAGUGUGGUUGAGAGGCAUUGUUUUAUUUUCCCCUUCUUAUUGCUAAAGAAGGCUGGUUAAGUCUGGGGCACAAACAUUUGUUUAAUUCAUGUGGAAGGUGAUAGGGACCAGGGGACAAGAGUUGCGAGAGCUGAAAACAUGUGAAAAAAUAACCAAUGACCUUGCAUGCAUUUUUCCUUAGUUAAUGUAGACAAGAAAGUGUCGCUCGUUCACAGGACGAAAAACCAAGUACGUAAAGCCAGACGAGGAAUAUUAGAUGCUUGAUCAGUUCCUUAUAUAAAGCAACUACCAGCUUUACAAUUCCCCCAAUAUUUUAUAGCUGUAUUACUCACCAUCCAACCAAAGCCCAGUCAACUCAUGUUGAGUAUAAGGUGGUGGGUCUCUAAAUUAUCCAUUAUAAACAGGAACAAUUCUUAGCAAUAGCUCUUAACAAGGUAGUCUGAUAGUCGGACUGGCAGCGUUGAUGUCGAUGUGGGUGGGGAUAGGUGAACAUUACUGGCCAUUCUUCUCGAAUACGUCAUGCGUCUUACAAAUUUCUUGCAAUUCGACCAACACCUGAUUGGUUGCGUUUCUCCUUCCAUUGGCAAAACUAUCCUUUUAUGAUUCAAAUAAAACUACAUUAUUCGAAAGAUGACAUAACGUUAAAUACGGAAAUACAAAUGCCAACUGUGGAUAAAUUCAAGGUUCAUAUCAACAUCCAAGAUUAUGCCGUGUUUCAGCAUGUCUUCAUAAAUAGUGACGUCAUGAUCUCGAUCGCAAGAAUCCAACGGGACUUAAAGUUAAAACUAGACAAAGGUGGUAUCUUCCCAUUAUGACUACGCACAAUAUGGCUACUCCCAUUUUGUCUAUUCGUGAACAUAAACAUGGAGCACCCCUACAAUUCAUAAUGCACUGUACCUGUAUAGCUGAUUACUCACAGUUUGUCUACUCUUUGAAAUAAACCCAUAAGGGAGACUCCCAGGGCCUGCCCAUAAUCUUUAGAAGCUAAGUGAAUCAGGGAUCUUGUGAUCAUUCUUUGUUUCUUUUGAUAUUUGGAGAUAACGCCUCUGCUCGGAUUAAAACUUUGUAAACUUAUAGUACAGGUUGUUUGCUUUAAAAUUUGGACAUAAUCCAAUUAAUGUUGCCGUGAAGAUAUUUCCGGUAACAGUACGGAAUCCACAUCCACAAAAUGGAAGUCAAAAUGGCCGCAUGUCCUGUGUCACGUGGUCAGGACAAUGAACACACAGUUCCUGGUCUGGAGCAGUUAAAAUAGCGCGAGAUCUCGUGAACCGGAACAGACAUAACGGGAAUGGACCGAUUCAACUGGCACAAGCUUAACCACGGUCUGUCGACGGUAACAACUCAACAGUUUUGACCAGUUGCUGCGUGCCAGUACACCGUAGCCAGUAACUAUAUUUUUAUGAGUUGUAUUAAGUUAUUUCUGUCGUUUUUCAACCCCAUUGUGAUCUUUCUGAAAAUUGGUACUAAUGGAUGUGUCAUUAAGUCAUUUUGUAUUAACACUACAAGCUUUAUUACUGUUGCCCUUUCUUUGCUGUGAAUGUGUUAGCACAGGUCCCGAAACUGCAUAUAUAAUGAGGAUGAGAAAGAGCGCGGCGUUGCAAAAUAACAUCGCACUGUGUUGCAAGUGUGUUGCACUUGCUGAACUAACUCCAGUAUCGGUGACCUUUGCUAUAAUAUCCACAAUGAACUUAGUUAAGCGCCCCCUGACAUAUCUCACGAUUGAAUGAGCCCCGAUCGUAACCCUUGGGAGCAUAUCUGGGACAUGAUUGGUCGUCGUGUGCAAGAAAGCGAUCCUCGUGUACAGAACCUGGCCCAAUUGGAAGUUGCUUUACACGAGGAAUGGCGUAGCCUGCCCCUUCAGAGGAUCAGGAGGCUGACAGGGGGUAUGGGGAGGAGAGUGCUAGCGGUCAUACAGUCACGUGGACAUUACACUCGGUAUUGAC
Messenger RNA from Haliotis rubra (blacklip abalone), 3339 nucleotides. RefSeq names its product loganic acid O-methyltransferase-like. The record is from RefSeq and is a predicted model, not a curated record. Gene Ontology annotation, biological process: methylation. Lineage: Eukaryota; Metazoa; Mollusca; Gastropoda; Lepetellida; Haliotidae. The coding region runs from base 178 to 1311 and encodes 377 amino acids. Gene Ontology annotation, molecular function: S-adenosylmethionine-dependent methyltransferase activity. The transcript has 2 exons.